Batrachochytrium dendrobatidis JAM81 is the source of this 1892-nucleotide messenger RNA. RefSeq lists its product as uncharacterized. The transcript is spliced from 5 exons. NCBI's taxonomy places the organism in Eukaryota, Fungi, Chytridiomycota, Chytridiomycetes, Rhizophydiales. Gene Ontology annotation, cellular component: mitochondrial inner membrane. The coding region runs from base 60 to 1892 and encodes 610 amino acids. Gene Ontology annotation, biological process: mitochondrion inheritance. The record is from RefSeq and is a predicted model, not a curated record.
AUUUGUUAUUGCUAUUACUAUUAUCAGCAACACAUCUCUAUCGAGCAUACAUUCACUUCAUGUAUCGUUGCUGGAAUCUGGCCAUCACUUCUAUUCGUGGUGCUCGCCGAAACUCACCUUCAAAACUGCAGUCAUAUUCGAUCGUUACUUAUAAACCACUUCAUUCGUCCUUGCUUACUCUACGGAACCUCAAAUCAUUUUAUACUUUCAAUCUGCGUCUUAAUACUUGUAGACUUUGGACUAGUCGCCAUCUCUUGUCUCGUUACAUCCACACAACCCCAUCUCGCUCUACAAAAACAGCUUCCACUCUUAUACCACCACAGGUCGAUGCUGCCAAGGCAUUUCGUCUUGCUCGUCAGGAAUUGAUCAACAAUGUAGAUGGAAUAGGCGCCAGAACCAUGCUUCGUAUUCGUCUGUUUUUAAUGGGCCAGGUUCGUCCUAUGAAGAUGGAUGACUUUGUGGCACUGUUCUCUUGGAUCUUUGUUGGGAAUACUCUCUUUGUCUUGGCUCGAACAACUGCCUUUGUGUCUGUUGUCAUUAUGAUUGUCAACCGUCUGAAUUUCCAAGAAAAAGUCGCCGAAUUUAUCAGUGAUUUACUCUCACGAGCUACUGGAUUCGAUGUCAAGGUUGGUGCUGCUGUUGUUCCUCGAUGGAGUGAUGGUGCAAUCAGUCUUGAAGAUGUAACUAUUGUUUGCAACGGCGACACAUGGACUGAGCUAAAGCGCAAAGAAAAGUCUGCAAAAGGUUUAGGAGAUUUGCUUCCUGGAGAAGUCGAUUUAAACUGGACAUAUUGGGAUCUAACUGUAGAUCGCAUCGAUGUCAAUUUAUCACUUUGGCGUCUACUUGAUGGUCGAGGACCCAUCAAGGAAGCAAAGUUGAAGGGCAUUCGAGGCAUGGUAGAUCGACGUCAUAUUGAGUUUGAUCCAAAUUGGGUACCUUCUCGCCGUGUCCCAGAAUUUGGUGAUUUUGAGAUGGAUUCUUUUAUUGUCGAGGAUCUGCUAGUCACUAUUUGCAAUCCCGACUUUAGACCGUUUUCAUUCUCUAUUUUCGAUGCCGAGCUCCCUAUAUUUAGAAAACAAUGGCUGCUUUAUGACAUGAUGUGUGCCGAUUCGGUCGUUGGAAUGUACGACAAUUGUUUAUUUAGCGUGCAUCGCUCACAAUCUCUCGAUGUAUUUCGAGACACACCUGGAAAUUUUGAUAAAGUUUCUCAUUUGAAAAUGAGUUCUGUGCCUAUCGAUCACCUCAAAGUUGGUGCUACAGGUCCCAUCAGCUGGCUCACACGAGGCACCGUUGAUUUAGACUUGCAUGUUCUCAUUCCAAGAAUCACCACCAACGAUGACGUGUUUGAUCAACUGUUUGACGAACUUGAUGGAAUUCGCGAGGUUGCCAUUGACAAAAUUGAAGAAGUCAUUGCAGCCCAUCCUGAACAAUCUAGGCCUAUUUAUACCAAUGGUGUGGUGAAUCUUGGAUUACCCAUGCCUAAAUCUGAAAAUGCAAAUGUGAUUUUACAUUGGCGUGUCAAGUUAAACGAUCUAAAGGCAUAUGUACCUCUUUCAAACCCACAUCUAUCCUAUAUGAGUAGCGCCUUGAUCAGACCUGUUGUUGCAUAUAUGAAUGCAAAUCGCACAUCCUUGCCCCUAGCGUCGAGUGCAAAAAUGGACAUUAAUAAUUUCAAUGGUGCAUGGGAUAUUUUCUCUGCAGGUCUUGUCGAUGUGCUUUCUGAAGAAACUGGACGCGCACUAUCUAAUCUAGUCCAGGAUGAACGAGAACGCACACGGAGAUUGCGGCGUAUAGGUAUCUGGAGUCUUCAACAAUGUGGUAAAGCCAUUCUAUCACUUUCCGAAUACAUUCGUGGUACUCGCAAUCCUUGGUCGUAUGGCCUUCCCAUUUAG